Molecule: messenger RNA, 1290 nt
Organism: Penicillium taxi
Lineage: Eukaryota; Fungi; Ascomycota; Eurotiomycetes; Eurotiales; Aspergillaceae
Exons: 5
Coding region: 1-1290 (429 amino acids)
Biological process (GO): peptidyl-lysine monomethylation
Molecular function (GO): protein-lysine N-methyltransferase activity; protein binding
Source: RefSeq, a predicted model, not a curated record
AUGUCAGACGUCAAACCAGAAUGGUGGCCGGGUGAGAACCAUGAAGCCUUUGCUAAAUGGGCCCUUACUCAAGGUGUGGUCGCCAAUGGUGUCACCCCAGCACGGUUUCCAGGCCGUGGGCUCGGAAUGAUAGCAACUAAGAGAAUCAAGAAAGGAGAUGCAGUGGUAAAAGUUCCAACCUCUGCGAUUUUGACCAUCAACAAUCUCCCCGAAUCAUUCAGGGAGCAAUUCCCUGAAGGCACUGCCGUGCAAGCCAUUAUGGCAGCAUACCUCAUUCACGGAAGCGAAGAGGAGCUGGAGAAAUACAAGCUAUGGUUCCAAGCCUGGCCAACACGUCAGGAUUUUGUAGACAGCUUGCCAAUGCUAUGGCCAAGAGAAUUAGGCGGGCCAAUAUGGCUAGACAGCGAGUCUACCGGAUCUGCCGAGGUGUCCAAUGUUCUUACCCCGUGCAUCUCCGGCAUGUGGACAACGAUUGAGAAGGGACCGAGAACGAAAAAAUAUGACAGUGACCACCAAAAUAUGCUCUCUGGGCAGGAGCAUCGAAUUCGCAAGGCAUGGAAUGAUGUUCUAUCUGUCUUUCCGGAGACAGAAUGGCGGUCUUUCUCUUAUAGCUGGCUCAUACUUAAUACGCGGUGCUUCUACUGGGUCGAACCUGGACAGGAGCCUCCAGAAGAUCGGAACGAUGCUAUGGCUUUGUUGCCAUUUGCAGACUAUUUCAAUCACUCGGACGUGGAGUGCGACGUCAAAUUCAGUGACACUGAGUAUACCCUGACCGUGACAGAAGACUACGAAGAAGGCGACGAGGUAUACAUGAGUUAUGGGAAUCACCCAAAUGACUUCCUGUUGACUGAAUAUGGGUUCUUCCUCGAGAAGAACAACUCAGACUGCAUUUACCUCGACGACAUUGUCUUCCGUGACCUCAAUAGCCCAGAUAAACAGGAGGAAUUGCGAUUGAAUCAAUACUAUGGUGAAUAUCAAGUCACUUCGACAGGCGUCUGCUAUCGUACAGAGGUGGCAGCAUGUCUCAAGUACAUGAAAGAGGAGGACUGGCGAAACCAUAUUCUCGAGGGAUCAGAUGAUGGCGUUGAUGAGACAAAAUCAGAGGCCAUCAUCAAGAGUUGGCUCCAAACGUAUGUCACGGAAGCAGAUGCAACCAUGGACGCAAUAAGAGAGACUCUCAAGUCUGAUGCGGUGGUUCAGGCAAACCGCCAAAAGCUGGAGACACUGUUACGACGGUGGUCUCAGAUUAAGGAGAUCUGUGAGAGUGCGUCUCAGGCGAUUUCUCUUUGA